UCUCCGCCUUUAUUCCCCCUCCUCCCCCGCUCCUUCCCUCCCCUCCACCACCUAUCCGCCGCCUCCCCCCACCCUCCACAAACCCACGCAGCUCCAGCGGCGCAGGCGCAUCCCAGCUCACCGGCGGAGAUGGGCGGCCCAGGCCUCUACUCCGGGAUCGGCAAGAAGGCCAAGGAUCUGCUGUACAGGGACUACCAGACCGACCACAAAUUCACCCUUACCACCUACACCGCCAAUGGCGCCGCAAUUACUGCUACCAGUACAAAGAAGGCUGAUCUUAUACUCGGUGAGAUCCAAUCACAGAUCAAGAACAAAAACAUCACUGUAGAUGUGAAGGCCAACUCAGCAUCGAAUGUCAUUACUACAAUUACUGCUGACGAUCUUGCAGCACCAGGGCUGAAGACCAUCUUGAGCUUUGCUGUUCCUGAUCAGAAAUCUGGAAAGGUUGAGCUCCAGUACUUGCAUGAUUAUGCUGGUAUUAAUGCAAGCAUUGGCUUGACUGCCAAUCCUGUAGUCAACCUCUCCGGCGCGUUCGGAACUAGUGCUCUAGCUGUUGGUGCUGACGUGUCGCUUGAUACAGCCACCAAGAAUUUCACCAAAUACAAUGCUGCACUUAGCUACACUAACCAGGAUCUUAUUGCAUCCCUGAACCUGAACAACAAGGGAGACAGCCUGACCGCAUCCUAUUACCACAUUGUGGAGAAAUCCGGCACAGCUGUCGGGGCAGAGCUGACCCACAGCUUCUUGAGCAACGAGAACAGCCUCACCUUCGGCACCCAGCAUACCCUGGACCCGCUCACCCUUGUGAAGGCCCGCAUCAACAACUCUGGCAAGGCCAGCGCGCUGAUCCAGCACGAGUUCAGGCCAAAGUCGCUGUGCACCAUCUCGGCGGAGGUGGACACCAAGGCCAUCGAGAAGAGCUCGAAGGUCGGAAUCGCGAUUGCUCUCAAGCCUUAAUGGCGAAGUCAAGCCCCUCUUCUCUAAGCUCUCAGGGGUGUUCCUCGGUUUCGGAUGAAAUCGGGGCGGGUUGACAAUACUUCACACGCCUUGGGCGCGUUGUUGCAGUCUGUUAGAUUUGAAGAACUGCCGUGUUUCAUUCCUGAGGAAUUUUGUCUUUGCUCGGUGUAGUGCCUGUCCGUUGAGCCACACUUCUCAGUAAUAAUUCAAGCUUUGAAAAUUCUGAACUUGAUUCAGCAUUCAUUCA
Molecule: messenger RNA, 1204 nt
Organism: Aegilops tauschii subsp. strangulata
Lineage: Eukaryota; Viridiplantae; Streptophyta; Magnoliopsida; Poales; Poaceae
Product: mitochondrial outer membrane porin
Biological process (GO): monoatomic anion transmembrane transport
Cellular component (GO): mitochondrial outer membrane
Molecular function (GO): voltage-gated monoatomic anion channel activity
Source: RefSeq, a predicted model, not a curated record